CAUAAAUUAAAGAAGAAAAAGAAGCGAACAAAAUGAGGAGAGAGCUCCUCGACCUCCUGCAUUGGAGCGUCAGACGCCGCACUCUGCGGACCCGCCGGGCUGCAUCUCGUCUGUGUUUUCAGUUUCGAUCCCCUGAGUAGAGAGACGGAGAAGGGCUGCCCUCUGUUUUCUGGCACUUUACCGUCAUGGUAAUCAACACAUGACUGAAUUCUAAGAGGCAUGGAGUCUCAGGAAGGACCGAGCUACAGAUGACUUAUCCGGAAGGAGUCGGUGAUGGGGGAAAUGACUGGCGCAACAGGCGAUCAAGAAGAGGACUCUCCUUUGUAGGAUGGUCAGAGACAAUCUCAGUGGAGCAGAAGUACAGAGCCAAAAAGAGACUGAAGCAGCUGAGACGGCCCCGGAGGAACCUGCAGGCCCCACCGAGCAGCCGCUGAACUCAGCCAGGGGUCAACCGGAGAGCCGGGAGCCGACAGAGAGGCAGCUAAAUCUACUGCUGUGGAGCAAACUGCAGCUGGGCGAAGAGCUCAAAUCCUCAGAUGAGCCUGGAGCCGAAGCUGACGGCUUGCCCUCACACAUCCGUCCGUUCAGCAGCGCAGAGGAGUAUCGCCUGGUGAAACGCACCUACCAGCAGCUUCAGCACGGCGGCUACUACUGGGGCCCGAUGACCAUGGAGGACGCCCACGCAGCACUGUCAGGCGCACCUCUGGGAACCUUCCUCAUCAGGGACAGCGGCCAGUCAGAUGUUUUCUUCACGCUCAGCUACCAGAGCGACGAUGGCCCGACUAGCGUCCGCGUCCAGCUGAAAGACCUCCGGUUCAACCUCUGGGGCAGCCAAAAGACUUUCGCCUCGUUCUUUGCUCUGCUCACCCAUUACACCAGGUCAUCCUGCAAGCUGACGGUGCCUUAUCGCCGGCAGCGCCCGGAGCGCCUGAAGCAGAUGUGCAGGAGGGCUUUGAUACGCACUCAUGGAGCUGAAAACAUAAGCACCUUACCUGGACUCAGCACUCAAAUCAAAGACUAUGUUUGUGAUUAUCCACACUGUAUAUAGACACACGUGUACCUUUCAUUUGCAAAUAUGCCAUUUUCAUUAUUAAAAGUUUGAACAAAAGUUAUAUAUUUAUGUUUUGUGUUUUAAAAAUAACGUGGAGCUUGAUGAUGUUAUUUGCACUCUGUUGGUUGGUACAAAUGAGACAUGUUUUUUAAAGCGAAACAAACCUGCUGCUGUUUAAAGCUGCAUUCAUUGAUGCGAUCCCCACCGAACAAGGUCGGCAAACAUGGUUGGUAGUUGUGUUUUCAGUCCUGUCAGUUAAUUAUCUCCGUAUCUCAGUACAAAAGAGUCAUUUUCUGGAAGUAAUGGGUUAAUUGCCUCAUUACCCUGGGAAGGGAAUUGGCUGUUUUCCUGAGGUUAAGGGGCAUAUGCCCAAUUUCACAGAGAAAGGCGAAGUUUGUUGUUACCAGAAAUGGAUGAGUAACAAACUGAGAGUCGAUGUUGCAGCUACUUUGUCUGUCCUGCUCUGUGCUCAGCUAAAAACUGCAUCGGCUUCAUACAGUCUUUAGAAAGUUACAGAUGCAGUCAAAGGUUCAUUUCAACAGGAAAAUAAAAACAAAAACGUUUAUAUUAAAUGAUUGGUUGUUGAUAAGAGAAAAAUGUAGCGAACACACAACUAUUGUGCAGUUAUCUUGUAAAGCACACUGAUUUGUGAAUAUCUUGAUCAUUUAGCAGGUUACUGCAGUCAGCUGUCUACCUCGCUCUGGUACAGGCCUUGACAAGUGAGGUAGCGAUUUCUGAAUUUUGGAUUUUCACUUGGGCAUGUCAUCUUUCAUCGUUUGAUUUCUGAUAUGGCGUUAUUAACCACUCAUGGAACACUUGAAAUUAAUUGUCGUACAUCUUCUGCCUUACUCUCAACAUCGGGUUGGAUACUGUAUGUGAUGCUUUGUGACAACAUGCUUAUGUUUGAAUAAAUUGAAAUC
This is a messenger RNA of Salarias fasciatus (jewelled blenny), 1971 nucleotides long. Its product is annotated as suppressor of cytokine signaling 1-like. Gene Ontology annotation, cellular component: phosphatidylinositol 3-kinase complex. Lineage: Eukaryota; Metazoa; Chordata; Actinopteri; Blenniiformes; Blenniidae. Bases 329 to 1048 code for a protein of 239 amino acids. Gene Ontology annotation, biological process: phosphatidylinositol phosphate biosynthetic process. Gene Ontology annotation, molecular function: 1-phosphatidylinositol-3-kinase regulator activity. The record is from RefSeq and is a predicted model, not a curated record. The transcript has 4 exons.